UAAAGCCGCUGUGUUGGUAGUAGAAGAAGAAGGUUCAUCUUCAUCAUCCAUCUUCUGUUGAUCAGAAAAACAUCAGAGAGCUUACCGACAACAAAGAGCAUCAUGGGAGCCGUGCUGGGCCUCUGCUCCAUGGCGAGCUGGAUCCCAUGCCUGUGCGGCAGCGCCCCCUGCCUGCUGUGCAGAUGCUGCCCCAGUGGAAACAACUCCACAGUGACCCGUCUGAUCUACGCCUUCUUCCUGCUUCUGGGGGUGGGCAUUGCCUGCAUCAUGCUGGCGCCCGGCAUGGAGGGGCAGCUGAAGAAGAUCCCUGGUUUCUGUGAGGGGGGAGCGGGUUCAUCCAUCCCAGGUGUGGAGGGUCAUGUGAAUUGUGACGUGCUGGUCGGGUACAAAGCGGUGUACCGCGUCUGCUUUGGCAUGGCCAUGUUCUUCCUCCUCUUCUCUCUGCUGAUGAUCAAAGUGAAGAGCAGCCAGGACCCCCGCGCUGCGCUGCACAACGGGUUCUGGUUCUUUAAGUUUGCUGCUGCCGCCGCCAUCACCAUCGGGUCGUUCUUCAUCUCAGAUGGACCCUUCACCACAGUGUGGUUCUAUGUGGGCAUGUCCGGGGCAUUCUGCUUCAUCCUCAUCCAGCUGGUCCUCCUCAUCGACUUUGCCCACUCCUGGAACGAGUCAUGGGUGGAGAAGAUGGAGGAGGGGAACUCUCGCUGCUGGUACGCAGCUCUGCUGUCAGUGACAGCUCUGAACUACCUGCUGUCUCUGGUCUCUCUGGUCCUCUUCUACGUCUACUACACUCACACUGACGGCUGCACUGAGAACAAAGUCUUCAUCAGCAUCAACAUGCUGCUCUGUGUCGCCGCCUCUGUCAUGUCCAUCCUGCCUCAGAUCCAGGAGUCUCAGCCUCGCUCUGGCCUGCUGCAGUCAUCUCUGGUGACCCUCUACACCAUGUACCUCACCUGGUCUGCCAUGACCAACGAGCCAGACAGGAAGUGUAACCCAAGCCUCCUGGGGAUCAUCGGGCUGAACAGCACCAGCCCUGCGGGUCAGGACCGUGUCGUCCAGUGGUGGGAUGCCCAGGGCAUUGUGGGAUUGAUCCUGUUCCUGAUGUGUGUGCUGUACUCCAGUAUCCGUAACUCAUCCAACGCCCAGGUGAACAAGCUGACCCUGACCAGUGACGAGUCAGCUCUCAUUGAGGAUGGGCCCCAGUCAGACGCCUUCGAGGAGGACGGCGGCAUGAACCGAGCUGUGGACAACGAGAAGGAUGGAGUGACUUACUCAUACUCCUUCUUCCACUUCAUGCUGUUCCUGGCCUCGCUCUACAUCAUGAUGACGCUCACCAACUGGUACAGCCCCGACGCCAACUACGAGGUGAUGACGAGUCGCUGGCCGUCCGUCUGGGUGAAGAUCUCCUCCAGCUGGAUCUGCAUCGCCCUCUACGUGUGGACCCUGGUGGCCCCACUGGUCCUUGUCAACAGAGACUUCGACUGAGCUCACCACGGCUGACCACGCCCCCUCUGCACCACAGUUGACCCCCCAUCCGCAGAUUGCUGCCUCCCCUUACCCAUAGCUGUUGUGGCUGUAAAUAUCUGCUGUGUUAGAUUAAAGCUGCAUGCUCUGUUUAGCUGUGAGAGCAGCGCCCCCUGUGGCCAGCAUCAGUAUUACAAACACUGUUACAUAUUAAAAGGGAGAGCGUCUGAGCGUCAUUAAUGAUAAUGAGCUGCAGACUUCCUGUUUUUGUUGCUUUUACUGUACAAAGUGGUCAUUUAGAUACAUUAACUUAUUUGGUGGUGUUAGCUUUAGCAUGUAGCUUCUCUCACACAUCACUUUGGUGUUUUUGUGCUUUUAUUCUGAAAGGAUAUUCUCUUUGACAUGUUGAAAACAAAUCUGUACAUGGUUUAAUAAAAGUCACCCAAAUGGGA
This is a messenger RNA of Cheilinus undulatus (humphead wrasse), 1913 nucleotides long. It is a transcript of the gene serinc1, whose product is annotated as serine incorporator 1. The record is from RefSeq and is a predicted model, not a curated record. Bases 103 to 1482 code for a protein of 459 amino acids. The transcript has 10 exons. Lineage: Eukaryota; Metazoa; Chordata; Actinopteri; Labriformes; Labridae. Gene Ontology annotation, cellular component: membrane.